Molecule: messenger RNA, 985 nt
Organism: Amphimedon queenslandica
Lineage: Eukaryota; Metazoa; Porifera; Demospongiae; Haplosclerida; Niphatidae
Product: tissue factor pathway inhibitor 2-like
Exons: 6
Molecular function (GO): serine-type endopeptidase inhibitor activity
Source: RefSeq, a predicted model, not a curated record
CAUUAAUUUGGGUAUAGAUCCUUGUGAAAUGAGUAAAAAUCCUGGCAAUUGCACUGAUUCACAAACUAGAGUUUACUAUGACACAACUCAAGAGCAAUGCCUUACAUUUCAAUAUACUGGCUGUGGUGGAAACACAAACAACUUUAAAAACUUUGUGGAAUGCUCAAACACAUGUAGCUGUCCUAGUAAUAUGAAACUAGAGGAGUGUCAGCAAGAUCCCUGCUUAACAUCAUCUUGCCCUAACUUCCCUCAUUCACAGUGUCUAGCUGAUUAUUGUGGUGGUUGCAAAGCCAGGUUCUAUGAGUAUGGAAAAGAAGUCACUGACAUUUGCUCAUGUCCUAGAACUCAGUCCUUAUUGUCUUGUCCUUCAAACUGUACUCCUACCUGCAGGAUGCCCUCACCAACCCAUUGCACUACACCAGUUACCUGUUCACCUUCUUGUGGCUGUGCUGUUGGGACAGUUCUUGAUGAGUUAACUAAUCAUUGUAUUCCUCCAACAUCUUGUGACACAUGUAGUCUUUCAUUGAGUGUUGGACCAUGCAAAGGUAACUAUCCAAGAUGGUUCUUCAAUUCAACUGCUCAAGAGUGUCAGUUGUUUUCUUAUGGUGGUUGUGAAGGAAACAGCAACAGGUUCACAUCAUUGGCAGCUUGUACUGAUAAGUGUGGUUGUCCACAGAAUAAGUCUUUACCAGUACAUUGCAGUGUAGACCCAUGCCAGGGCUCAGAGUGUCCAGCAUAUCCAAACAGUAAAUGUGAAGUUGACAAGUGCAUUAGUACUGGUGAAUGUACUGCUAGACAUUAUUCACUCUUUGAUGAUAUCACUAGUCAGUGUGAUAUUUGUGGUCUACCAGUUAAUCCUGGUAGCUGUGAUGGUAAUGUAACACGUUGGUAUUUUAACAAAGAGGAAAGAAAAUGCCAGCAAUUCAUUUACAGUGGAUGUGAUGCUAAUAGAAACAACUUUGAAACAUUAUCUGAGUGUCUUCGC